Fonsecaea multimorphosa CBS 102226 is the source of this 4143-nucleotide messenger RNA. RefSeq lists its product as uncharacterized. Gene Ontology annotation, cellular component: nuclear RNA-directed RNA polymerase complex. The record is from RefSeq and is a predicted model, not a curated record. Bases 1 to 4143 code for a protein of 1380 amino acids. The transcript has 2 exons. Gene Ontology annotation, biological process: siRNA processing. Lineage: Eukaryota; Fungi; Ascomycota; Eurotiomycetes; Chaetothyriales; Herpotrichiellaceae. Gene Ontology annotation, molecular function: RNA-directed RNA polymerase activity.
AUGCCACCCACACCGAAGGAGAUCAGCAACAACAUUGACCAGGCUAUUGACGGUCUCAAUGCACAAUGGGACUUGAGACUUCCAAGGUUCCAUGGUGGACAAACUGCUCCGGCCGAUGAGUCCGAACGCUUGGCUGCCAAUUGCUCAAACAAAAUCAGAUUCCUCUGCUUCAGGACGGACAUUACCAAAACAGUUCUGCUUGACUUCGAGCAGAGGGCACGGCAUGUUUACUCUGAUUGGGUCUUCAAAACCUCGCAAGUACCAGGCACUUUGCCUGUGUUGCCUGUGGUCAAGAGUCUCGUGGCACGCAAGGCUGGCCUCGUCCGACCAACCGACUCCCAGCGAUGUGCGCUUGUAAAACUUCUGGACACCAUCUUGGAGGAGAAUUAUCAGCUAGCACGACUAUCGUCUGAUUACUCUACCGAGCCAGGCUCUACGUCAGCUGCCCCCUUUGUGACAGCUCCUACAACCCCUGUAAGGGAGGCAGUGUCCACAAGGCAGGAGUCCUUCUCAACGCCGUCGAGAAACACCCUAAGGAAAUCUCACGACCAGAACAACACGCGGGAUGAGCCCCAGUUGAAGAGCCCCCUGACAGUGUCUUCAAAGCGCACAAUUGGCUCUCCGAAUGGGGUCAGUCUUCUACCUGAAUUUGAGUUUCAGUCUGCUCACAUUCUGCCACAGCAAAACAAGCGACAGCAAACACUCUCGGAGUUCCGCCAGUUCAGACCCGUAUCGGCACCUCCUCCACCAGAAAUUCGCAGUCUCCAAGUGCCUGACCCAAUUAGCUUCGAGAGUGUGAUAUCCCCCGCUGUAUCCUCCAUCUUUUCGACCGCCGAUGAAGGGAUUGGAGGCAAGCAGUCGAAUGAUACCUCUAUGGUCAGUUCGCAGGCCGAAGACUCGCCGGACUUGUUUCCAACUCAGGAGUGCAUGGAGCUUUUCGAAGACGAGCAAUUCUCUACCUCUUUCAGCGAACUGAGCAAGGCUCCGACUCCAUUCGACCCGACCGAUCUCGAGUCUAAUGGCCCUUUCAGAAAACAAGCAAUCUUGCCAUCACAUGUUCCAUUUUGGUACUGUUGGGAACUGCAUCGGCUUGCACCUCUUUUUGGUCUGAGACCAAUUGAACUGUACAAGAAAUUCGAAGAAAUCCACAAGAAACCUCCCGCUUCUGCGGAGGAAUUUUGGCGCGUGGUCAAGGAGUUCUGUCGUGCAAAGGCUUUGCAACCGCUGCCUCAUAAGUCUGACCUCCCCAGUUGGAUUGUGCAAGAUGACAAGUACAUGGAUGAAAAAACACAUAGGGUCGCUCACUUCACAGCUGCCUUGGACUGGAACGAGGACUGCUCACCAAGCGUACUCACACUUCGACUCAACCCCAUACAGCUGGUGCAGUCCAGCCGCUUCUACCGAAAAUUUGGUGCCGACAGAUUUCUUGCGCUCGACGGACCUCCAUUCAGACUUCCCGACAGGUUGCGAAGACUGAGCCCCAAAUCUGUGCCAUCGUACGACAAAGUAAUCGAUUUUCUGGCAUCGAACUCCCAUUUCAUUGCAGGACGUCUCUGGAGAAUAUGCUUCGUCGAGAAGUCGAAAAAUAAAACAGGGCGCAACAAGGUGCAAACGCGGCGUUCAAGGAUCAUACUCUUUGCAGAGACUGGAUUUGACAUAGUCCCACGACCUCUCUCGGGACUCAAGUUAUCAGAUAUCAAGCUUAACGGUCAAUACCAGAAUAUCACGCGGCAAGAACUGAUGCAAUGGCAUAUGCCUCUGAAUGCCAACGCCGAUUCGAUGGACCUCAAGCUAUUCUCCAGAUGGAGCAUUGGCUUCUCAAGGACGACUCCGACAAUAGAACUGAAGCGGCAUGAGUUUUUGUACCGGCAUGACGAACUUGGUGACGAAUCUAGCGACGGUUCCAAACGCAAAGUGAUGAACGACGGCUGUGCAUUGAUGUCUUACUCGCUCGCCAAAGCCAUUUGGGCGGCGUACGGCGGCGAAGGUGAGCCACCCUCGGCUGUCCAAGGGCGUAUCUCAGGUGGCAAAGGUUUGUGGUUGGUGGACUACGAGAACAAGUACGCCCACAUCAGUGAGAGGGGUUACUGGAUUGAAGUUUCCGAAUCUCAGCUCAAGAUUAAGCCACACCCGCGCGAUCGUGAUGAUGCAGAUGACGAUGCUGCUCUGCGAACAUUUGAAGUGUUGAAAUUUGCCGCCGAAUGCAAGCAGGCGCAGUUAAACAUUCAACUAAUCAAUAUCCUGGAAGACAGGGGAGUCCCACGUGAAGUUUUUCAAGAAGCGUUGCAAUCGGAUGUGCAGUCGUUCUCAAAGACUCUCAUAGAAGCGAUGAAAGAUCCGAGAUGCCUCCGGCUUUGGAUGCAAGAGCAUGCUCAUUCAUCCCGACUCGAGGCUAAGAAAGUCUUGGGCUCGUUUCCUUGCUCGAACAAAGAGCAAAUGAAAUUCCUGUUGGAAUCUGGCUUUCAUCCGCAGACAUGCAGAAAACUCAUCACCAACGCCUAUCGUCUGCUCCUUGACUACAUGACCAACUACGUGGAGAAAAUGUGGAUCCAGAUACCACACUCUACGGCUGUCUUUUGUGCACCAGACCCAUUAGGUGUGCUUGCUCCAGGCGAAGUGUUUCUUGGUUCUUCAACACCCAUAACACAUCCGGUGACAGGGCUCAGGGAAACCACGCUUGAAGGCCUUGAACUACUCGUGGCUCGAAAUCCGGCGCACCUGGCAUCUGAUAUGCAGAGAUGCAGAGCUGUCUACAAACACGAGCUACGUCACUAUAAGAAUGUCAUUCUGUUCUCUGUGAAAGGUGCUAUCCCUCUCGCAUCCUUGUUGUCAGGCGGCGACUAUGAUGCUCAAGGUACAGAAGCACUGACAUAUUCCCUGGCGAGCUAUCUAGGUGAUGUUGUGACAUGUAUUUGGGACCCAGAUAUUGUUCGACAUUUUCGUAACACUGACAUGCCACAAUUACCGAAAGAGAUUGAGUGUGGUAUGGUUCAGUGCUCGGAACCAAUAUCUGAGACGUUCAAGAUAGGACGUCCGCAUGAUGAAGCUUUCGAAGACUAUUUUCGCAAAUGUAUUGCUUUCAAUGCUCGGCCCAACCUGCUUGGCUAUUGCGCUACGGAGCAUGAAAAGCUGGUUUAUGCUCUGAGCCGAACACGAGAACCCAACAAACUAAUGAAUUCUGGGGCAGUAAAACUAGCAGCGCUUGCAGGUUUUCUGGUUGAUAGCGUUAAGCAGGGUUGGGAACUUACCGAGGCGAAGUGGCAUGGAGUCCGCAGGGAUGCCAGUGGCAAAAGCCGCUUGCGAGACCCUGACUACAAAGCCAGAACUGCUUCGAGCAAGCCAGGCGCUUACCUGAACGUUAUAGACUAUCUCAAGUUUGAUGUUGCCGAGACCUUGAAAGAGCACGUGCUGCGAGAGUUUGUGAGAAUGGAAAAGGACAAAAAGGUCCUCUACUACGACAGGGAUCUAAGUCAACGAUGGCAUUAUUGGUUGUCUCCGAUAGAAGAGGACAAAGCGGAGAACAGGCGAGCAGGUCAAUCUCGGUCUGAACAAGAUACGUCUCAUACGGCAGGAUCCUUGCGCCAGCCCCACAAAGCGCCAGGUGCAGCAGACCUAGAGAUACUCACCGACGUGUUGGAAGGCAAGCAAGGUCUGCUCGAGCAGAUCAAAGCAAUAAAGGAGCUAUGGUCGACCUUUCAGUUUAGGUCUGAACCGACGCCGAACGAAAACAAGGACUGGGGGGAAUACAGUCUUGCUGUUGCAACUGUUUACGAGGAAUUCCGAGCCAUCCGACCGAAGCGACUUGAUCAUGAGCUGGUUCGUCGCUACGACGCAGAAAAGGGCCGUCGCUUCUCCGAAUGGGACCUUCUCAAAGCAUCAUGCCUGCAUAAAGAGGUGUGCUCGAAGGGAGAUUGCCCGAAUUGGGUAUGGUACGUUGCUGGACGAGAGCUCUGUCAUCUAAAGGCGUUGCAACACGCAGGCGACAACAGAAUCAUUGUGUCAGAGAUCCACGACCUUUACAAAGUGGACACGAAGUAUGCCAGAGCCUUGUUGGAAGGCUGUCUCGACGAGGAAGGUGACGAGGAGAAUGUUUUUGACGAAGAGGACUUGAUGGAUGACGAUGUUGGAUUGGAAAUGGACUGA